CAUACGCCGGCUUACGAAAUCUCACUCCCACUCCCACCAAGUCCACCGCUAAUCUCUUCGUCAUCCUUCCCCUGUCGUCGUUGAAGUCCAGCUACAGUAUUCUUUAGCGGACAUGUACUAAUUUAGUACUCUUUGAUGCAGAUCUUUGUAUGAAUUUUGUUCUAAUCUUCAUGUAUUUGUACAUCGAACGAUUUGUCGGGUACCAUUUAAGGUUUUUAGGUUGACUGAUUGAGGUGCUUAAAAGCACGGCGGAGGUUUUUAUGUGCUCCAUGCAUGCUUGCAUUGGAAUUGAGUAUUGUCAUGGUGAUUGCUGAGACGAAGUUUUGCUCGGUGAAAAUUUUCUAGCUUGAAUGAGAGGGGUUUUCGGUGAUUCUCCUCGUCCUGUGGAGGGCAGGCACAGGCCCGCUUUGAAUUUUGAUGAUGCAAGCAAAAGAAGGCACAGAGGUCGGGAUUUCAAAGAUGCGAGCAAGUUCGUAGUGCCCUAUCAUGAGAGGAGCUUAUGCCGCAGGCUCCGCUCACUGAAACCUAUCCUAUUAAUGAUUUUAUGUGGUACUUUUUUAACAUUUAUCUUUGCUCCAGUGGCUUACAAUGAGCACUCCCCACAUUUGUCAUCAAGGUCCAAAUUUUUUGAUGUUGGCUGGAUAUGGGAAAGGCAUAUUUCUGAUUCUCGAUAUCUAUCCAAUUUGAACAUUAACUGGACCCAAAUUUCAAAAGCAGUCACAAAACUUGACGGCAGGAAACAAAAAUUGAGUGUUGGCCUUCUAAAUUUCAACAUCACUGAGAUCAACUCAUGGCAGCAACUAUUACCACGUGCCGAGUUAAUUCCUCUUCUUCUCGAUACUGCGAAGCCCAACCUAACCUGGGAGGAUCUAUAUCCCGAAUGGAUCGACGAGGAAGAAGAAUUCGAAGUUCCUACUUGUGUGCAUCUCCCUGAUCCUACAGUAGCAAGUAGUACACUAUUUGACCUUAUUGCUGUCAAACUUCCUUGCAAUAAAAUGUCUAAAAAUUGGUCGAGAGAUGUCGCGCGAUUUCACUUACAGCUCGUUGCUGCUAAAUUGGCUUCUCAACAGCUACAGACUCAUGUAAUCCUUCUCACUGACUGCUUUCCCAUCCCUAAUCUUUUCUCUUGCAAGAAUUUGAUUCUACGUGAUGGAAAUGCUUGGCUUUUCAAUCCCGAUCCUAUAAAUCUCAGAGAAAAGCUCCAGCUUCCUGUUGGUUCCUGCAAACUAGCCGUUCCACUUAAAACACAUGCGAGGCGCUAUUUGGAAUCAGGUCGCCAGCGCGAAGCAUACGCCACAAUACUUCACUCGGCGCAUAUUUACGUUUGCGGAGCCAUUGUUGCAGCUCAAAGCAUCCGUUUGGCCGGCUCUACACGAGACCUAGUCAUACUUGUUGACGAAACAAUCAGCAGCCAUCACCGAGACGGCCUCGAGGAAGCCGGUUGGAAGGUGAGAACAAUCCAAAGGAUUCGAAAUCCCAAGGCAGAGCGCGAUGCAUAUAAUGAAUGGAAUUACAGCAAAUUCCGGCUUUGGCAAUUGACUGAGUAUGACAAGAUCAUCUUCAUUGACGCCGACCUCCUCAUCCUCCGGAACAUCGAUUUCCUCUUUGCGAUGCCCGAAAUCACCGCCAUAGGCAACAAUGCAACGCUCUUCAAUUCAGGCGUAAUGGUUAUCGAACCAUCAAAUUGCACAUUUGAUCUGCUGAUGGAUCAUAUCAACGAGAUUGAAUCUUACAACGGUGGAGAUCAAGGCUACUUGAAUGAAAUCUUUACAUGGUGGCACCGAAUGCCGAAGCACAUGAACUUCUUGAAGCAUUUCUGGGUGGGCGACGAGGAGGACAUCAAGCAGAAGAAGAUAAGAUUGUUUGGAGCCGAGCCGCCGGUUCUUUAUGUUCUACACUACCUUGGGCUGAAGCCAUGGUUGUGCUUUCGGGACUAUGACUGUAACUGGAAUGUUGAGAUUCUGCAGGAGUUUGCGAGCGAUGUGGCGCAUGCUAGGUGGUGGGGAGUGCACGAUACGAUGUCGGUGAAGCUGCAGAGGUAUUGUCUUUUGAGAUCGAAGCAGAAGGCGGCGUUAGAGUGGGAUCGAAGGCAGGCGGAGAAGGGUGAGUUUGUGGAUGGGCAUUGGAAGAAGAAGAUAAGAGAUCCAAGGCUUCAUAUCUGCUUUCAGGAGUUCUGUUUCUGGGAGAGUAUGUUGUGGCAUUGGGGAGAGAAGAACUGGACUGAUAAUAGCUCAUCAGUUGCUAAUGCUUGGCCUGCUGCUGCUCUUCCCAGUUAGUAGAAUCCUUACUUAUUUUAUUUUUUUUAAAUUUAUUUAUUUUUGAUAAAUUUAAUUCUGUAGUUGAACAAAUUU
Messenger RNA from Phalaenopsis equestris, 2351 nucleotides. RefSeq names its product UDP-glucuronate:xylan alpha-glucuronosyltransferase 1-like. Gene Ontology annotation, molecular function: glycosyltransferase activity. Gene Ontology annotation, biological process: xylan biosynthetic process. Lineage: Eukaryota; Viridiplantae; Streptophyta; Magnoliopsida; Asparagales; Orchidaceae. The transcript has 4 exons. The coding region runs from base 351 to 2276 and encodes 641 amino acids. The record is from RefSeq and is a predicted model, not a curated record.